CAUCGUUAUCUUUGGAAGCCUCUUCCAGCAAAUUGCUUGCCUACUCGUCCUACAUAUACUAGUGCAUUUUUCCACAACGCAAACGCACUAUGGAGAAGAACUAUGAAGCAGGCUUCUGCAGCAAGGAGCACUCAACGACGACAUUGCACCUGCUCAGCAGCAACAACCAACGCCUCAAAAAGACCCUCAAGGCGAUGCUCAUUAUGCUUGUGGUUUUAAGCAUUGGCGUUGUUGCUUUCGUAUACCACACCAUUCAACUCAGCAAAGAGCGCGAUCUGCUCCAACAUCUGGAGCAAAAAAUGCACGACUACGAGCAGCACAGCAACCCUGUUACCAAACGCGCUCUACUCUGGUACAUCGGUGCCGCAGCCUGGACUGUCAACCAGAUCUAUUCAUUCUGGUCUCUCGCCACAGCAUGCAAAGAGUUCCACAGCGGCACGUCCAACCAAAUUCAAUGCGUAUACGGCGCGGUCGCCACAGCCGUGACCUUCAUCGCAGCGGCGAAAAACGGCGCCUCCACCGUCAAAAUUAUCCACGAUCGACUGGCUCAGAAUGGUAUCCAAAUCGGCAAUUGGAAGCGUGACGAGAUUGUCACAGACGUGGAAGGCCAGAUGAGCGAUCUAUUUGGUCGCCCCGUCACGCUCGACGGCUUCAUGCCGCACCAUCACCCGAAGCUCGCGCGCCUCAAUCUGGCCAACGGCACGCACUGGCCCGUCUUCCACAUGCACAACCACCACAACACCAGUAUGCACUUUACAAUGACAGCAUAUGAGCAGGACCACGCCGUCAUGUCUCUUGGCUUCGGCCACAAGAGAGGCGAGGGCUCCGCUGCUAAGCGCGAAGUCUACAGUGACGAGUACUUUACUUCCGGCGGCCUCGACUUCACUGAUUGCUACAAUGAUGGCCAGCAGCACUACUUGCUGAACAAGGAUGCGGACUUCCAGCAGAUGGACAAGGAAGUCGAGUGUUAUAUGCCUGACCUGAAGAAUGCUUGGGGUAUGCAGUUCCAAGUCUAUGACCAAAACGCGAAAGGGACAAUUGCUUCUGGUUCUGUCGCUCCUUUUAGGGGCAGUGACCAUGCUAGCAGCAUCGGUGAUAUGCCUGGCUGUCCGAAUACUAUCCCAUCUUCGGACAAGUGUAGGAUUUCUUGAGAACGGCCAAACAGGUUAAUGUAAUGGAUAUGUAGUAGCCAUAAAUUUAUAUGUGGAGAUGAUCUAGAACAGUAUGAAGUUG
Messenger RNA from Aplosporella prunicola CBS 121167, 1233 nucleotides. RefSeq lists its product as uncharacterized. The record is from RefSeq and is a predicted model, not a curated record. Bases 90 to 1151 code for a protein of 353 amino acids. The transcript has a single exon. NCBI's taxonomy places the organism in Eukaryota, Fungi, Ascomycota, Dothideomycetes, Botryosphaeriales, Aplosporellaceae.